AUGGCCACGUCGGAAGAGGAGAUCAAGGAAGCCUUCAACUGCUUCGACACUGACCACACCGGCUUGAUCGCCGCCGAUGACAUCGGAACCGUGAUCCGCGCCCUCGGAAAGGCGCCUCUCGAGAGGGAGCUGGACCAGAUCAUCGCCGAAGCUGGGGAGGGUCCCGUGGACUUCAACAAGUUCAAGGGCCUCUACAGGAAGAAGCUCCGCCGCCCCCAGGAGCUCGAGAAGGACAUGCGACAGGCCUUCCGCCUCCUUGACAACACCGGCACGGCAAGCUCUCCGAGGCCGACCUGCGCCCUUGGCGAGCCCCUCUCCAGCGAAGAGGUUCACACUCUCUUCUUCUUCGACGUGAUGGUGGUGAAGGUGUUGACGUGGUGGCUUGGGUGUGUUGUCCAGAUUGAUUCGCUGCUGAAGGCGUGUGAAGUUGAUGCUGAGGGCAACCUCAAGUAUGAUGAGUUUGUGGACCUCCUCAUCCAAUAG
This is a messenger RNA of Acanthamoeba castellanii str. Neff, 483 nucleotides long. RefSeq names its product EF hand domain containing protein. The record is from RefSeq and is a predicted model, not a curated record. Lineage: Eukaryota; Discosea; Longamoebia; Acanthamoebidae. Gene Ontology annotation, molecular function: calcium ion binding. The coding region runs from base 1 to 483 and encodes 160 amino acids. Gene Ontology annotation, cellular component: cytoplasm. The transcript is spliced from 4 exons.